Ogataea parapolymorpha DL-1 is the source of this 1824-nucleotide messenger RNA. Its product is annotated as Proline-rich protein LAS17. Lineage: Eukaryota; Fungi; Ascomycota; Pichiomycetes; Pichiales; Pichiaceae. The record is from RefSeq and is a predicted model, not a curated record. The transcript has a single exon. Gene Ontology annotation, molecular function: actin binding. The coding region runs from base 1 to 1824 and encodes 607 amino acids.
AUGAUCAAUGCACAGGACAAGGAGUUGAUCAAACGGGCAAUCCCCAAGGCCUCCAAUAAGAUAUUGGCGGCUGCCGUGGCGAGAUUGUACAUCGCCUAUCCGGAACCCGACCAUUGGACUCCUACGGGACUCACAGGCGCCAUAGUGUUAGUAGACGACCUUGUGGGCCAUACCUUCUUUUUGAAAUUGGUGGAUAUUGUGUCGCACAAGGGAGUUUUAUGGGAUCAAGAGCUGUACAUUGACUUUGAAUACAACCAGGAUCGUUCGUUCUUCCACUCUUUUGAGUGCGAGGAGUGCUAUUUUGGACUCCUGUUCGAGGACAAAAGCGAGGCCACGAGUUUUUACAAGAAAGUCAAAUCUCGCGAUAAACACGGCUCCAAACAGACCGUGCAGAACAAGCACGGCGUCGAGCUGAAAAAGGGACCCACCCAGGUGAACAAGAUCGGAUUUAGAGGCGACAUGUCUGGGCUCGAAAACGAGCAGAGAACAAGACGCACUAAGGGCCUCAUUUACUACGAGGACGAGCCUCCUCCAGAGUGGAGGUCACUGUACAGAGAGCUGGAAAGUGUGGGAAUCACCGAGGACAUGAUUGCAGAAAAUAGAGAAUUUAUCAAAAACUACAUUGCUCAAACAGGGGGCCCGCUGGUCGGCUUGGAGCCGCCAAUUCCUCGCAAAUACCAGUACAAGUCGGCCCAAAGGUCAACGAGCGGAACUAACAGUACGAGCACAAUAACCAAGAAGGCUCCACCGCCACCGCCUCCUCCAGCAGCCCAGAAAACAGCGUCCACGCCGGAUCUGCCCAAAAGCGAUCCUCCUUCGGCCAUUCCUUCGACCAUUCCUUCGAGACAGGACACCCCGGUGUCGGAUCUCGAAAGCCCAACUCCUCAGGUGACAGCUAGUUCUGCUCCUGCGCCCACCGUAACUCACCCAGUUCCUCCUCCUAUGCACCACAACGUCCCAGCCCUUGACUACAUGCCAAAUUCAGUCAGGCAACGCCAGAGCCAGGAAGCGCCACUUCCACCUGAACCACAGCAGCACAGAGGAGUUCCUCUGCCUCCUCCUAGAGCCAAUGCGGCUCCUCCACCACCUCCUCCUUCAAGAAACCCAGUGCCUCCUCCACCUCCAUCAAGAACACAACCACAGCUACCUCCAAGAGAGUCUAGGCCAGCGCCAGUCCCGCCUCCCCCACGCAGAGGCCCUGCGCCACCUCCACCUCCUUCCAGAUCGAGACCGAUCCCUGGACCACCUCAGACAUCGUCUCCAACGACCACCCACCCUGUCGUUUCGCCACCUCCUCAGCUUCCUCCUCACCAUCCAAAUCCCGUGCCAUCAGCCCCUUCGCUGCAUCAAUCUCAGCAAGAGACUCAAUCGCCGUACACACACACCUCUUCCCCCAUCCCAACAGCUCCUCCACCACCACCUAUGCAGCCAGCUACCGCUCAACCUUCGCAGUCAGCUCCCCCUCCACCUCCAUUUUCUCCAACAGCUCCUCAAUCCGGCUCUGUUCCUCCUCCACCUCCUCCUAUGCCUCCUGCUAACGACACCGCAGCAAGUCCUCCUCCUGGUGCUCAGCUCGAUGGCAGAGACGCUUUGCUAGCCUCUAUUCGUAAUGCAGGUGUCAGCUCUCUGAGAAAGACAGACAAAUCACAGCUCGAGAAACCAAAUGUACUGCUUCAGGAGGCCCGUGGCGAAGCGCCGAAGCAGCCUGCGUCGACGGCUGCUCCAGGCCAGCCAGCCUCGCUUGCAGACGCUCUUGCCGCUGCUCUCAGCAACAGAAAGGCCAAGGUUGCAAACAGUGACGAAGAAGACGAUGGCGACUGGUGA